AUGACUGAAGUCGACGCGAUGGGUUUGCCUGUAGGUGAUCAAGGUCGGGAAGAGCAAAUUCAAAGGCUCGUACGAGAGAAUCGCGAGAUCACAUUGAAAUACGGAUUACUUCAUAAGAACUACUUAAAACUUCGAGACCUUGUAACUACCAUCAAAGAAAAUGGGAAGAAGGAACGAGCGGAGUUUGUUGAGAGUGUGACCGAUUUACGAGCCAGAAACAAAGGCAGAACAGAGAGAUUGGCCCGUAAAGUGACAGAGUUGCAGGCAGUUAUAGCAUCUCCAAACAGUAGCCAAAGUAGGUGUGUGAGCUGCGUUGGGAAAGAUUUGGCCAUAGGUGAGAAGAAUGCGACAAUUGUUGAGAAAGAUACGGCAAUUGGUGUCCUUACAGAGGAGAAAGAAGCACUUGAUAAGGAACUGGAGUCACUGAGGAGUGGCGACCAAGGUGAUGCCAAAGCUUGUGAGCAGUGUGUGAUCAAAGAUGACACUAUCUACGCUCUUGCCGUUGAACUGGAACAGAGCAAGUCGAUGAAUGAGGAUAAGGCAGGUGUAUGUGAGAGUUGUGUCGAGAAGGACACACGGAUUGAAAAACUAGAAACCGAAAAAAAUGUCAAAGUGGCCGAGAUCAAGGAAAAGGAUACCAAACUCGAUGAACUAGAAACAGAAUGUGCGGAAUACAUUGUAGUUAUUGAGGAAAUGAAGGAGAGUUCCGAUGAGAAAGAUAGGGAGAUCGAGGAACUGAUGGCAGACACGGCUAAGGAGUGCGACGGGUGUGCCGAAAAGAGCGCGACUAUUGACGACCUCAACGGCAGUUGCCAUGAGAAGCAUAUACGGAUCGACGAGCUAGUUGCCGAGAAAUCCAACAACGAGGUAGAUAUGAAGAAGUGUGAUGAGUGCGCAGAGAAGGACGCAAAGGUGAAGGAAUUGGAACCAACGGUCGAACAACUAGAAUCAACGGUCGAGCAACUGGAGUCGGGAAAGAAUAAGGAGUGUGACGAUUGUGCAGAGAAGAGUACGGUUAUUGAAGAACUUGCUGAACGAUGCGAUGAGAAAGAGACACGAGUCGCUGAGCUGGAGGCGGAGAUGAGUAAGGAGUGCGAUGGUUGUGCUGAAAAGAGCACAGCUAUGGCAGAACUCGCAGAACGUUGCGAUGAGAAGGACACUAGAAUCACUGAACUGGAGGCAGAGUGCGCGGAUAAGAGUGCAGCUGCGGAGGAACUCGCACAGCUCUGCGACGAGAAAGAGACAAUAAUCGAUGAUCUCGAACGCGAGAUGGAGAGCAAGGACACAGAGCGCAAGGAGUGUGAUGAGUGUGCGGACAGAGACGCAGUCAUCGAAGGACUGACAAUCGAGUUAGAUAAAGCGUUGAACAACGAUGAGGUUAGUACCACCGAGUGCAGUGAGUGUGCAGACAAAGACACAAGGAUCUCUGAAUUGUGUGAGGCACUCGCGACGACUGGUGACAACAAUAUAGUGGUGGCUGCGAGUAAUCAAGACGGCGCGGAAGGCGUGGAGAAAGACGAUAUGGAUAGAAAUACGCAGAUUGCAGAGGAACUGGAGAAGGAGCCCUACGAAUCUGAGGUGAAGGAGUGCCGAGAGUGUGCCGAGAACACUUCCCGUGUCGCAGACCUCUCGGACGAAUUGGAGACGCGAUAUGGUAUCAUCGACGAACUCAGGCGCGAGUUGAAUACUCGAGAUUCGACCAUCGCAGAUCUCAGAGAUGACGAGAAGAAACGACAGGUAUGUGAUGAGGGUACAGCGAAGGAUGCUCAAAUCAAAGCAACGGUGGAAGACUCAGCCACGGUCACCAGCGAUGACGACACUAUCCUGAUCUGUGGCGAGAGCGAAAGAACGGAGUGUACCGCGUGCGCGGAAAAGGACGCUGUGAUUCUGGAGAUGGCCGAGGAGUUGGUGGCGAGCAAUGUAGCUAACACGCAUACGAAUGAGACGUCACAAGGCGACAGUGAAUGCGCAGAUGAUGUGGCCCAAGCAACCGACGCACUCGCGGAUUCGGCCGAGAGUGAGGCUAAGAAAGAGAGCGCGUCACACGAUGGCUGGGGCGGGGACUACGAGUGUGGCGAGUGUGAGCAGUUGCAGGUGGAGUUGGAGUUGAUGGAGGACGAAAUGGACUCUCUCAGAUUGCGUCUGGAAACAGCCGAGAGUGUCGAGACAGUGGGCGAAUGUGUGCCGUGUGCGGAGCGAGCCGCGGUAAAGGGUGGCGAACUGGACAGUCAAGUCGAUGACAAGACAGAUACGGAUGGAUGUGCAAAGUGCGUGCAGUUAGAGGCCACCAUUGACGAAUUGGAAGAGGAGUUGGAGGGGAAGAAGAAGUCCCCCAAAAGCUCUGGAGAGUGUGCGGUGUGCGCCGAAAAGGACGAGAAGAUCGAGAGGUUGGAAGAGGAGCUGGGAGUGAAGCACAGCAAGAGCGAUUCCUCGCAUCGGUGUGGCGCUUGUGGAGGUAACGGUUCGAGUGAUGGGGCGGAGGCGGGUGGACAAGAGGCUGAAAGCGAUGGUAGUGAAGCAGGCCAGGGAGACAGCCAGGAUAGGGUGAAGGCCAAUGGGGAACAGGUGGACAAUGUUGGCGAGAUUGAGGAUAAGGAUGCGUUGAUUGACGAACUUAGACGCGAGUUGGCAGCUAGCAGAAAGGGCGACACCACUGACGAGGGAGGCAGUUCGACGUGCGCGGAGAAGGACGAUACGAUCGAGGAGCAAGAAGUGAUGAUCGAGGUUUUGCGGGAGGAGGUAAAGGAAUUGGAGGCACGUGGCGCAAACACCGAGGGCGACGAGAUGCACGAGGGAACAUGCGGCAAAUGUGCUGAGAGAGACGCGCGCGCGCAGCAUGGGGAGGUGGAGGAAGGUGAUGUUGGCGAGCAGGAAUGCCCUGCAUGCGUACAGAAUAAAGAUGCUUAUGAGAACAAGGAUAGAUUAUUCGAGGAAAAGAAUGCCGAGAUUGGGGAGAAGGUAGAGGCUAUCAGGGCCUUAGAGGCGAAGUUACAGGAGAUGAAGGAAUUAAGCCAUGUAAAUCAACAUAAAACAACAGAGGGAAUAGAUGAGCAGUUGGAAGUGGACGCGACCAGUGCUGAGCAAGCUAAAUAUAACGGUGAUCAAGAGGAAGGAGAAGAUAGUCAGGACGAGAAGAUGACCUGUAAGGAGUGUCUGCACAAGGUUGUUAAGAUCGAGGAGAAGGACGAGUUGAUUGACGAAUUAACACGCGAGUUGGAAGCCAGUAGAAAGGAGGUCAUCACGGAUGACGAAGAUUGUCUGAAGUGUGCGGAGAAAGACGAUGCGAUCAAGGAAAAGGACGAUAUAAUCGAGGAAAAAGAGGUCAUGAUCGAAGUCUUGACGAACGACCUGAAGGAAUUGGAAGAUAGGAGCCAUAACGCGGAGGGCGAUCAGGAAGACUGUGCAGAGUGUGCAGAGAAGAAUGCGAGAAUCGACGAAUUAGAGGCAAAGGAAGAUGCGCCUCUUCAGGGAGAGUGUGGCGAGUGUGUGGCCAAAGAAGAUGUGAUCAAACAGCUACAAGCAGAUGCAACUGGCGAGCAUCGCGAGGGGACAUGUAAGUGCGGAGAACGAGACGUACAGUAUCAGGAUGUGGUCGCGGACGAGCGUGAUGGUGGGCAAGUGUGUCACAAGUGUAUACAGAAUGCGGAACAACUUGAGAGCAGAGAUAAGAUGCUCAGCGAAAAGGAUGCCGAGAUCGACGAGAAGGUCGAGGAAAUAAAGGCGUUGCAGGCGGAUUCGGAGGCGAUGAAGAAGGAAGACGUUGACCCGACCCGCACACCAGCAGGUAGUAAUUGGGUCACCGAAUGUGCGAGUUGCAAGCGAACCAAUACCUCGUUAGUGGUGGUGCGCCCACCUAGUAUCGAGACCAUCGAAGAGCUGCAAAGGCUGGCCGCAUUGGCACAGCCUCUUUCGAAGGGUUUCUUCGGUUUGUUUGGCUCUGUCUCAGAGCCACAUAUACCCUGUAGCGAGUGCAAGGAGAAAGACAACACCAUAGAAGAACUCGAACUCAAACUGUGGUACAAACAACCGGGCGUGGUAGUGUAUGAACGGCCGCCGAAAGAUGAAUCGCUGGAAACGCUGCAAAUGUUGGCGAGAAAGCAGAUCUCAAGCAAGCCUAAACCAGUCUUUACUGAACCUGUUGUGCAAGUCUUCUUGGGUGUUUUCGUAGGAUUAUUCUAUGCUAUGCAGACCAACGAGCACUGGAGAGACUACAAUUUGGCGGACAUGCUGUUGUAUUAGUGAUAGAGGGCACACCAAGUAUGUCGGAAAACCCAUCCUAUAGGUAUGAAGUAUUCGUUUACCUCGAAUGUGAAUGGUGUGCGGGAUGGAGAAAUCCUGCUUACGACUGUCUGCUGAUCCUAAGACGACAUUAAGAAUGAUAAUAUUUGUAUUCGUGUACCAGCCGUUGAGUUAGACAAGGAGCCUUGUUAAAGUGAUCCGAGUUUUCCGGAUAGCAUAGGCCCCUAUACCUUCGGGAUUUGGAAUUACUUCGAAACGAAAAUAGUACAGUUCGAGUGGUGGCAACAAGACUAGUAGUCACCGACAAGUAGACCCGAUAUAGCAUUCGAUGAAGGACUGGUUUGAUUACAAAUGAAAAAGAGAUGUUGUGACGCAUUGUGCGAACACAAAGCCUUCGAUGAAGUUCGUUAAGAAGAGUUGCGGAAUGCACGUCGAGAUAACGAGACUGUUCGAGGCGAAAGUCGGAACCAACACAGCGUCAUUUGGGCCUAGAGACGCAGAAUGUGAUGUAUCAAGAGUGAACAAUAAACCGAACCGUAUGUGUCUAUAGUAACCUCCAAGGCGCUCCGGCAGGGGUUGUAUGCUCACCUGAGACUAAAGGUGCGAGCAGCUGCUACAACGGCUCACGUAAACUGAUUGACCGCCAUUGAGCUUUCCACUGAAUUGCUCGUUAUUUAGUGUCUCUGGUGCUCUGCAACAAGCCCAGCCAAACGACGUGGCCAGGCUCAUCUUCAGUGGCAAUCUGUGGUCUAUACACGUGUAUGUGAUAGCGUAUAUGUGUCCCCGAUGAACUGUAUGCCUUUGGACAGUGGUUUAAUUGUCGAGAUGGCAGAUUAUAGGGGCGUAAUUUAGGAUUUAGCAUGCCAUAUUCGCUGGAUCAUCUCUGACUAAUUCAAGUGGAUUUAGAUGGAUAAAGCACAGCAGGAUUGGGUUUAGAAAUUGUGAUCGAACCUGCCGAGCAUAUUUUUAGGCCACAUUUGAUCCUUGGGGUAUGGAGGUACCAUCCAUCUCUUUGAUUAUCUGACGAUCAGGCUUCACCUUUCGUGAAACGGCGCGAACUGUGAUUCCGGAUGAAAAGCAAAAGAAAACAGCACCGAAAAAUGAACAAGAGUAAAAAAAGUAAAACUUGUAUCGAGUUAGCAGCAAAAGCAACAGGAUUCUUGGGCAUUGGUGGUUCUUCACUCAAAAUAUGAGACGCUACCAUGACCACUGGUGUUCUGGCGGCACUUCAGAAGGACUUCUCUGGUUUUGUUGGUAUGAGAAUUUACAGAUUCUCGAGUGCACCGUGAACCGCCACAAGCGCGAACUGUGGUACAAUAAGGCGGGCGACAGAAUGAUUGUACGAGCGCUCUGCAAUUUAGAUCUUUAUAAAAAUAAUAAAGUUGCAAUCCCACAUGCG
This is a messenger RNA of Sphaeroforma arctica JP610, 5638 nucleotides long. RefSeq lists its product as hypothetical. The transcript has a single exon. Lineage: Eukaryota; Ichthyosporea; Ichthyophonida. The record is from RefSeq and is a predicted model, not a curated record. Bases 1 to 4239 code for a protein of 1412 amino acids.